Echinops telfairi (small Madagascar hedgehog) is the source of this 462-nucleotide messenger RNA. RefSeq names its product profilin-1-like. Gene Ontology annotation, biological process: positive regulation of actin filament bundle assembly; actin cytoskeleton organization; regulation of actin filament polymerization. The record is from RefSeq and is a predicted model, not a curated record. Gene Ontology annotation, molecular function: actin binding. The transcript has a single exon. The coding region runs from base 1 to 462 and encodes 153 amino acids. Gene Ontology annotation, cellular component: cytoplasm. Lineage: Eukaryota; Metazoa; Chordata; Mammalia; Afrosoricida; Tenrecidae.
AUGCAGUGUAUAGGAGAUAUCAGUGAAGAGGUUUGGCAGGACUGCAUCACCCUCUUCCUGCAGACUGGGAUGUGUUGUGAUGCAGCAAUCAUCACCAAUUCCCCUCCAUGGCUAUUAGCUUCUUAUCCUGAAGGAAAAUUGCUUCAGAUGACCCAGGAAGAAAUUCAGAUCUUGCUGGCAAGGGAUGGAAGAGAGAAGUUGUUUCUUCAGGGAAUCAUCCUUGCAGGGACCAAAUGCUUGCUAAUCCGGGACAACCUGUACACUGAGGGCAACAACACCAUGGACCUCCGCACCAAAGGUCAGAGUCGGGGCAGCCAGGCAGUGACAGUGGUUCAAAUUGAGUCUGUAUACGUUGUGGUGAUGGGGGAAAAGGGAACAGAAGGAGGACCUCUCAACCUCAAAGCUUUUGAGAUAGCAGGUUACAUCAGAGAAGCCAUUCAUCAACACAUGGUCCAUAUCUAA